Mandrillus leucophaeus (drill) is the source of this 930-nucleotide messenger RNA. RefSeq names its product transmembrane emp24 protein transport domain containing 6 (gene TMED6). The transcript is spliced from 4 exons. The record is from RefSeq and is a predicted model, not a curated record. Gene Ontology annotation, biological process: Golgi organization; endoplasmic reticulum to Golgi vesicle-mediated transport; intracellular protein transport. Gene Ontology annotation, cellular component: endoplasmic reticulum; endoplasmic reticulum-Golgi intermediate compartment; Golgi apparatus. NCBI's taxonomy places the organism in Eukaryota, Metazoa, Chordata, Mammalia, Primates, Cercopithecidae. The coding region runs from base 59 to 781 and encodes 240 amino acids.
GACUUGAUUCCCCUGGGCUGCGAGCAGUUCACCUGCAGAGGAGGCUCCAGAAAGCAGCAUGUCCCCCUUGCUCUUUGGGGCUGGGCUGGUCGUUCUGAAUCUAGUGACGUCUGCCAGGAGCCAGAAGAUAGAACGUCUAAGUGGCUCUGGGGACCAGCCACUCUUCCGUGGAGCUGAUCGACAUGACUUUGCCAUCAUGAUCCCUCCAGGAGGCACGGAAUGCUUUUGGCAAUUUGCCCACCAGACUGGAUACUUCUAUUUCAGUUACGAGGUUCAGCGGACGGUGGGGAUGUCACAUGACCGGCAUGUUGCUGCCACGGCACAUAACCCACAGGGAUUUCUCAUAGACACCUCCCAGGAUGUUCGGGGCCAGAUUAACUUCUCUACCCAAGAAACAGGUUUUUAUCAGCUUUGUCUAAAUAAUCAGCAUAAUCACUUCGGUUCUGUGCAAGUGUACCUCAACUUUGGAGUCUUCUAUGAGGGGCCUGAGACUGAUCACAAACAGAAGGAAAGAAAACAACUGAACGAUACUCUGGAUGCAAUAGAGGACAGCACACAAAAGGUGCAGAACAAUAUCUUUCACAUGUGGCGAUACUACAACUUUGCCCGGAUGAGGAAAAUGGCUGACUUUUUCCUUACCCAUUCAAACUAUAACUACGUGAACUGGUGGUCGACAGCCCAGAGCCUCGUUAUUAUUCUUUCUGGAAUCCUGCAACUGUAUUUCUUGAAGCGUCUCUUCAAUGUGCCAACAACUACAGACACAAAGAAGCCAAGAUGCUAAGCUAAGGUGACUAUAGCACCCUGGCUCUUUUCUUCUGGGGCUUAGUCGAAAUCAGCUUUGUAAUGUUAUGGGACAAAAAUCAAUCUAUCUCAUUAAUGUUUUAGUCUGCUGUACACAUCUAAAAAAGCAAAAUGGCAAUAAAAUAAUAA